Spirodela intermedia is the source of this 96-nucleotide messenger RNA. The record is from the annotation of a GenBank genome assembly. NCBI's taxonomy places the organism in Eukaryota, Viridiplantae, Streptophyta, Magnoliopsida, Alismatales, Araceae.
AUGGCACAACGUAUCGACCUCGCCCCCGGCGGCAGCUGCAGCGGCGUUCGACACCGCGAGCAGUUGACCAGCAUCAUCGUCGCCAUCCCUGCCUAG